Entelurus aequoreus (snake pipefish) is the source of this 3343-nucleotide messenger RNA. Its product is annotated as transcription factor Sp6-like. Gene Ontology annotation, biological process: regulation of transcription by RNA polymerase II. The record is from RefSeq and is a predicted model, not a curated record. The coding region runs from base 1 to 909 and encodes 302 amino acids. Gene Ontology annotation, molecular function: DNA-binding transcription factor activity, RNA polymerase II-specific; RNA polymerase II cis-regulatory region sequence-specific DNA binding. The transcript has a single exon. Lineage: Eukaryota; Metazoa; Chordata; Actinopteri; Syngnathiformes; Syngnathidae.
AUGGCCCAUCACUAUGAGUCCUGGUUACGGACAGCACCAUCUAGUGGCAACUCCGAAGACAUCAACAACAUCCCUUCCUGGUGGGAUCUCCAGAGGGAGGUUCACUCAGGGAACUGGAUUGAUCUCCACACAGGGCAAGGUUUCGGUUUGCCUUCCGUGAGUCCAGGGAGCUCCAUGGGUCUGCAGUCCUCUUUAGCAUCCUACGGUUCCGACCCGCAGCUCUGCACCUUGCCUCUGACUCAGCAUGUACCGCCAUCGCACUCGCCUCACUUCUUCCCUCAGGACGGCUUCAAGAUGGAGCCUCUGCCUGCUGAAAUCCUGCAACAGGAGCCGCUCCCCCUGGAGGAGCCACAGGAGAAUGUCGGGUUGGCCCGCCCAAAGUCCCAGCGACGCGCUUCCAGAGGCGGCGGCACGGCGGCCUGUCGCUGCCCUAACUGCGUUCACGCGGAGCAACUGGGUCAGAGCGCCGACGACAGCCGGAGGAAGCACAUGCACAACUGCCACAUCCCCGGCUGUGGCAAAGCCUACGCCAAGACCUCCCAUCUGAAGGCUCACCUACGCUGGCACAGCGGGGACAGGCCGUUUGUCUGCAACUGGCUCUUUUGCGGCAAGCGGUUCACGCGUUCCGAUGAACUGCAGCGCCACCUGCAGACGCACACCGGCGCCAAGAAGUUCAGCUGCACGCUGUGCCCUCGAGUGUUCAUGCGCAACGAUCACCUGGCCAAGCACAUGCGCACGCACGAUUCCACGGCCGGGCGCGGUGAGGAGAGGGUGAACGGAGAGGAAAAGGUCUUUGAUUCCUCCAAACCUCCUCAGUCAUCUUCAAACAUGUCCAUGCCUGACACCUCAGAGUCUUCCCUCAAGUUGAAGUGUAAGACAGAGUCCUCUGUCUCCAGUGGAACUGGAUAGUGAACAUCAUUUCAUAACCACCGUCAAGAUUUUAAAAGGUUUCUGUCUGUUGCACUUUGUGUCAUAAGACUUGUACAAUGGAGUGUUUUAGGUUAAAAAAAAAGCUACUUGGAACAGAAUGUGCUCUGCAAAAUGAUUGACAUUGAGCGAACCACAAACUGAUAAACCAGAAAGGCUCUCAGUAGAGCACAGACCUCUGCUGAGGUGAGUUUUUAUGUUUGUCCACCUGUAUGUUAGCAGGCCUGCUUUAUAGAGGGUGAUGUAAGUGUCAGAACCGUAGGGGAGUUUUUAUCAUGAUGCUCUGAAAAAUUCAGAAUUUCUCUUGUCAAUGAGGAAUAACGUACAAGGAUGGGAUUUGCAUGAUAGUAGGUCUCCGCUAUUUUUUAUAUGUGUUCCAAGAACUCCCGACAAAGGCAAAAAAAACUGCUAAUAACUAUGAAAAAGCUCUAGAGAGCCUCUUGUUUAUACAUGAAACCAGGGGUCUCCAACAGGCAGCAGAUUUUGAGUACUUGCCAAAACUCUUUGCUAUUUUUAAACGUGCUCUGUUCAGUCUAUUUGAUGACAAAACUAGUGUUGUCAGAUGAAUAAUUUUUUUAUGUAUAAUUAAUUUGUUUUUAAUCUCACCUAAAAAUUGAUGGCAUGGUCGAUCAAAAGAUUGACGUGUAUGACAAAAAAGGUGGCUUGUAAACUCAUUUAAGUGUGACUUGAAAGUACCGUAUUUUUCAGACUAUAGGGCGCACUUAAAAUCCUUUCAUUUUCUCAAAACUCGACAGUGCGCCUUAUAACCCGGUACGCCUAAUGUACGGCAUCAUUCUGGUUGUGCUUACCGACCUCGAAGCAAUUUUAUUUGGUACAUGGUAAAAUGAUAAGUGUGACCAGUAGAUGGCAGUCAUACAUAGGAGAUACGUGUAGACUGCAAGAUGACGCCAGUAACCAACACCAAAACUUUAAAUGUUCCAUUGAGAAUAUAGAACAUUACACACGGCGCUCAAAAAUCUGUCAACAUUUUUUUAGUACAACUUCAGUAAGCUGUGAAGCCACACCGCUUGAUGGAUUGUACAGUGCGUCAACAUACGAGUAUUAUUAUGGUGUGUGUAUAAGGACCGCAAAAUAGCACCUAUUAGCAAACAUAUUACCUGGCGUUCUGUUUUGCAAUAUUACCUUCUGGUACCUGCUGAUGUGUAUUUGGGAUCUGCAUAAUUCCUGAAAAUGUGCACGCGUCCACCAUUGUAGUCCGUGGCGACGCCGUAGUCAUAAGUGUCUUCUUUUUCUCUCUCUUCUUAUGUGGCAUUCAUCCUCCGCUGUUGCCAUUUCUAAUAUAAAGUAGCGUAAAGUUCUUACUUAUAUCUGUCAGUAGACUAGCUAUCAAAGCGCUAAAAACUGUAGUGGGUUUACAUAAUUCACCCACGGAACUUUAGUUAUGAGAGGCUUCCGGUCGGACGGUUUUUCACGGGACAUAUUUCCGGGGUUGAUGUUGCAUUAUUUAGCCACGGAUGAUAUGAUCCAUUUAUCCAUUUUGCUGCUCCGUUAUUGAUUGAAGUAAAGUCUGAAUGUCAUUAAAACAUUUAGCUCCACCUUUUGACACUUCUUCUACUCCCGUCCUUGCUACAACAAAGAUGACGGAGAAAAGACGCUGUCGAAGGUGAGCCACGUAAAUAAGACCGCCCACAAAACGGUGCAUCCUGAAGAGACGCUCAGAAAGCUACUUGAAAAUGGUCUGUAAAACAUAAUCUUUGCAACAUUUUGACCAAAGAACCAUCAUCACAUGUUAUGUAGCCAAAUUUAGAAAAAAUAACAAUAUGACCCUUUUAAUGCGCCUUAUAAUCCAGUGCGCCCUAUGGUCCGAAAAAUAUGGUGCACAAGUCAGUAAUACAUCACACAAACGGAAGUACAAUAGUGAACAAUAAUAAUAACAAAUCUAUGGCUGUGCCACUUCAACAUGUCCAGCUCAUAUUAUGUAUUUCAACUAGGGAUGUAACAAUAUGAACAUGUCAUCUAUUGCGGUUAUUGUGAGCAAAAUGAUCGUGAUAUUGUUGUUGGUAUACACCAGGGGUCGGCAACCUUUACCACUCAAAGAGCCAUUUUGGCAAAUUUCACAAAUUAAAGAAAGUAAUGGGAGCCACAAAAAAAUUUCUAAAAUUUAAAAUGAAAAACACCGCAUACAAAGCUUAAAUGCUUUGUGCUAUGUUAACCAGGGGUCUCCGACACACGCACCAGCACGCACUUUAAUGUGGAAAUUUGAUGUUAUACUUGCCAACCCUCUCAUUUAUCCCGGGAGACUCCCGAAUAUCAGAGCGUGAUGACACUGCAAUUGGCGCCCUCUACAGUCUGCCCUAACAGUGUACCUGCUUGACCACAUGUAGAAUGCAGCUUCAGUUUGCUCACGUAAGUGACAGCAAGGCUACUACCUCAGCAGCCACACAUCUUACACUGA